Molecule: messenger RNA, 1650 nt
Organism: Solanum dulcamara
Lineage: Eukaryota; Viridiplantae; Streptophyta; Magnoliopsida; Solanales; Solanaceae
Product: 11S globulin seed storage protein Ana o 2.0101-like
Exons: 4
Coding region: 17-1537 (506 amino acids)
Molecular function (GO): nutrient reservoir activity
Source: RefSeq, a predicted model, not a curated record
ACCACUACUCAAAAUUAUGGAAAUAAUAAAAUUAAGCCUUUGUUUAUUUCUUCUCUUUAAUUGUUGUUUCUCUCAAAUAGAGCAACAACAAAGCUUCUUAUGGCAGAAGCUUCAACAACAACAGCAACAUCGGCGCGGCCGAGCUAAAACUGAUUGUCGGAUCUCGAGCAUUAAUGCUCGAGAACCGACUUUAAAGUAUAACUCGGAGGCCGGGACCAUCAAGUUCUGGGAUCAGAACUCGGAGGAAUUUGAAUGCGCGGGAGUUGCUGCUGUGAGAAAUGAUAUUCAACCUAAGGGGUUGCUCUUGCCACAUUACAAUAAUGCCCCUCAACUCCUCUACAUUGUCCAAGGAAGCGGAAUUUUGGGGACAGUGAUACCCGGAUGUGCUGAAACAUAUGAAUCACCACAAAGAGAGAAAAGCAUGAGAGAAGAACAAAGCAGAUCAGAGGGAGAAAGCCAAUUCAGAACCGGCGGUGAUCGCCACCAGAAAAUCAGGCAAUUCCGACAAGGCGAUGUACUUGCAUUGCCUGCCGGUAUCACACUUUGGUUUUAUAACAAUGGACAAGAAAGACUUGUUACUGUCGCAUUGCUUGAUAUUAGCAACCCUAUUAACCAACUCGAUCUCCAAUUCAGGCAUUUCUUGCUAGCUGGAAGUCUAAAUCCCAAAGGAUUAAGUGGAAGUGGGUAUGAAGAAGAAAUCCGAAGUCGAAAAGAACAUGAACAAGGCGAACAACAACAUCAAUCCGUCAACCUAUUCGACGGAUUCGAUCAAGAUCUCCUCGCUGAUGUUUUCAAUGUGGAUCGUGAUUUGGUCAAGAACUUAAAGGGCCGAGAAGAUCAAAGGGGCCAAAUUAUUCGGGCUGAGAAUUUCGAUGUUCUCAGCCCGAAAUUCGAAGAGGAAGAGCAACCUCACAGGCCCGGAAGAGGAUCACAGCCCAAUGGGCUUGAAGAAACUUUUUGCACCAUGAGGUUUAGAGAGAACUUGGGCCGCCCAUCCCGUGCUGACGUGUACAAUCCACGUGGAGGACGCAUCAGCACCCUCAACAGCCAUAAGCUUCCAAUCCUCAAUUGGCUACAGCUCAGUGCUGAGAAAGGAGUCCUUUACCAGAAUGCAGUUAUGGCACCAUAUUGGAACAUGAAUGCCCACAGUAUCAUCUACAUCCUCCGAGGGACCGGACGGAUUCAGGUGGUCGGGGACACUGGAAACUCUGUCUUCGACGAUGAGGUCAGGGAGGGACAAAUGAUAGUCGUGCCACAAAAUUUCGCGAUAGUUAAAAAAGCAGGCAACGAAGGACUCGAGUACAUCGCCUUCAAGACCAACGAUCAAGCCAUGACCAGCUCAUUAGCUGGGCGUUUAUCGGCUAUCCGGGCCAUGCCGGAGGAAGUGUUGAUGAACUCUUAUCAAAUUUCCAGGCAAGAAGCUAGGAGCUUGAAGUAUAAUAGGGAAGAAGCUAGUGUUUUUGCGGGAAGAAAGUCAACAGGAAGAAAGUCAAUGGAGUAUGCAUUGACUGCUGUUGAGGCUUUCUUAAAAGCCUAAUUAAUUAAAGUUGUAUUUUGAAUAAUAAUAAUAAUAAUAGUAGUCAAGAACGUAAAGUUUAUGAGUUUUGAUGAAGUUAUUAUUAAAAUAAAUGAGUUGAGUAGUGACUCUUU